Molecule: messenger RNA, 2456 nt
Organism: Saccostrea echinata
Lineage: Eukaryota; Metazoa; Mollusca; Bivalvia; Ostreida; Ostreidae
Exons: 3
Coding region: 18-2456 (812 amino acids)
Molecular function (GO): protein binding
Source: RefSeq, a predicted model, not a curated record
UUACAUUUCCAGACAAAAUGACAAGACGACAAAUAAAAAUGGGAACAGCAACAGAUAAAUAUACAUUCAUAGUGCAAAAGACAAAGGAAGAGUUAGCAGAAGAAAACAUAGAUGAGACGAAAAAAUAUAUGAAAAGCUACAAGACUUUCAAUCGCUACUUCGUUGAAACUGAAAUGUACAAAUCUGCCAAAUUAUGCUUGGAUAAAUACAAUAUUGUCAUUAUGAGUGGAGCUCCGGGUUGUGGGAAAACGAAUGCUGCAAUACACAUGCUAUUCGAAGCAGAAAAGGAAAAUUGGGAUUUACGAAAAUUUGGAUCAUGGGAAGAAUUUACUCUUUUAAAUGCAGAUAAAAAGACUGUCGUCUUUAUCGAUAAUGUAUUUUAUGGAACUGAUAAUUACGAUUUAGAAAAUUGGUGGCAGGGGUUUGAUAGAAUAUAUGAAAACUAUCUAAAGCAAGGACCACAAAAUUCACAAGAAGAGUCUAUGAUUGAGUUGCGUCUCAUCAUUACUGCUCGAGAAAAUGUCAUUGAAAAUGCAUGUCACUUUAUGAAAAGGAUAACGCCUGUAUUUAAUGAUACUUAUAGGAAAUAUGUAAAUAAAUAUCCUUUAACCGACGAAGAAAAAAAUGAAAUCUUUCAAAAACAAAUUGAGUUUGCAGAGAAAGUAAAACAUAUGCGUUCACCACCAGGUGAUUGUCGUGACUUCAGAACAAAUAUAUUUAAAGCGGUGGGGCCUAUAGGAUUUCCCCUUUGUGCCCAUUUAUACGCAUGUAAAGAGGAAUACAGAAGGCGUGGUGCUAAAUUUUUUUCACAUCCAAUUGAAUUUCUCAAAAUUCAAAUUGAAGAUGAAGUUCAUAACGACCAAACCUCUAAAACCAAAACCCUCUUCUUUGUCCUUUUCCUGUAUGAAUGGCAUUUAAAGACACAAGAUCCACAUGCAAAGUUAAAUCUAGAAAGCGAAGUUGCAUGCAGGCAAUUUAUAAAUGCAGUAUCAACAGAUCUUAUUAAUAGUUUCAGCCCUUUAGAUUUCAAGGAUUUAAAAAGGUAUGCGCAGCACUUGUCGGGUUCAUUUUUCAUGGCAGUCGAAGGAGGAGGGUUUAAAUUCGUACACGACAGUGUUUAUGAGGCAGUAGGGGCUUACUUUUGUGAAAAUUUCUUCGAAAAAGUCAUUCCUUUGUUUCCUUUCGAUGUGAUUCAAGCUCAGGAAUACACUUCUUUGAGAAAGGAUCAAAUAUCAAAACUUGCCUUGAGAUUUUUAUAUGAAUCAUUUAAUAAAAGAUUUUCGAAAAUUUUCGGCUGUAACGUUUUUAAAUUGAAACCUUUUUCAGAUUGCUUUUGUGAAGAACUAGAAAAGAAAGGAGACAAAGACACUAAAAGUUUCUUCUCUCUGCAAAAUGAGGGUUCUAACGUGAAACUACCCGUUUUGUUCUGGGCUAGCCUUAACAAUCAUCAUUAUUUAGUUGAUAAAAUGUUUUGCAUCCUUAGCAAACAUAAAAUCAAUACUGACUUUCAAUUUUAUCUUUCUUUGUAUGGCGAAUGUUGUUCUAAAAGUGAGAAUAUAGUAUCAAGACUGAAUGGAAUGCUUUUUAAUAAUAUGGAAGAAAUAAAGAAACGAGUUCUCGAGUUUAAGGAUGAAGAAAAGAACACAGUUUUGCAUCUUUUGAUUAUGUCAGAGAGAUCCGACAGCACUGUGGCAGAAGCAGUCGUAAAAUUGAGUAAAGAUAAAGCAAAUAUCAAUGCACGCAACAAUCUUAAUAUGUCGCCGUUAAUGUUAGCUGUGCAGCAAAAACAAGAAAGAACAGCAGUAGUUAAAGAGCUAGUUGAAAACAAAGCAGAGGUUAAAUAUAAGGAUAGAAAUGGAGCCACCGUUUUUCAUCAUUGCCUAAAAUCAGAGAACACCGAUGAAAUAUGUGCAAAAACUUUGAAGAUUCUCUUAGAUGGAAAAAAAAGUCAGCGAAUAUUAAAUAAUGACGAUAAUGAUGGAGAGUCCGUUCUAAACAUUGCUGCAAAACAACCGAGAUACAGUAGAUUAUUAUGCAUUUUAACACUUCUUGAAUGUAAAGAUGUUAAUGUCUCCACAUUGAAUUUAGAUGGAUGUUCCCCAGUUUACAAUGCAGUAAAGCAUUUGCAGGUACAAUCUUCAUUAGGUGAAUUGGAAUGUUGUGCAAGAUUGAUUAUUCUUAUUUUGUACGGAGUUAAUCCUGAGAAAGUAGCAGACGAUAAAACUAGUGCGAAGGAACAGUGCUGUGCUCAAUAUAUUCAUGUUUUAAAAAUCUUAAAUAAUCACGAUACAGAUAUUAUGGAGACAGAACUUGACGAUCUGAUUGCAGCUGUUCAUAAAAAAGAAGAAAUGAGGACAGCAAAUGUAGAACUUCCAGAUUGUUCUUCAAAAUUGCCAGAAAGUAUAAAAAUGCGCAUAAGACAAGCAGUUUACUACUUGGCAUCCGCUGAACUAUAG